AUGCCCUUUCCGUUGACCGCUUAUUUGAAUCUGUGCCGUUUAGCUACCACAAAAGAGGAGCCAGUGAGUAUAAUAUUCGAAGAUAAGGAAGUGGAAAAAACACCUCUUGGUGAUGCAAUCGAUGCUUUGAUGGUUCGCUGGGCGCAACUUCUUUCAAACGUCUCUUCUCGUGCACCGGUUCCUGCUCCAUCGACCAUUGAUCAUGUCAAAGAAGUGGUUGAAAUAUCGAUGUAUCAUUUCCGUGAUUCUUGCUUGGAUGUGUGCUCUGAAUUUACAAAAAUAGAUUUGCAAUGGCAACUCGAUCAUCCAGAAGAGGUUUAUGAGGAUGAGUUAAAAGGCCUAGAUGAUGCCCUUAUUCGCCAAGAAACUUUACUCGCUCGAGCUCAUGGAAUUCUGGACAGGCGAUGCAAGGAAUUCUUUGUAUGA
Messenger RNA from Cooperia oncophora, 426 nucleotides. Lineage: Eukaryota; Metazoa; Nematoda; Chromadorea; Rhabditida; Trichostrongylidae. The record is from the annotation of a GenBank genome assembly.